GCGUCACUUGGAGCGCCCCGGGCAUGCGCGUUUCCCCAGCCCGAUGGGAAGACGCUCUCGCGACCCGGAAGGCCUUCCCGCCGCUCUCCAAAGCCGGCGUGAGGGGGGCUGAUGGCGGAGGGAGCGGCGGAGGCCUCAGCAGAGAGUGGUGGCGGCGGCAGCGAUUCGGGAGCCAGCGCACCGGAACCGGGGGUGGCGCCCAUUAAAUCUCAAUAUCUCACCACCAAGGAGCAGUUCCACGAAUUCCUGGAAGCCAAGGGGCAGGAGAAGCCCAGCCAGGGAGUCGAGGCAGGAGACCCUGGUGGCAAUGACCUGGCCGAACCUGAGGCCAAGCGCAUCCGACUGGAGGAUGGGGAGGCGGGGGAGGCGGCAGAACCCGGGGACAAGCCAAAGGUUCAGAAGAGAGCCCGGGGCCAGAACAAAGGCCGGCCCCACAUGAAACCCACCCACUACGACAAGAAUAGGCUCUGCCCCUCCCUGGUCCAGGAAUCAGCAGCAAAGUGUUUGUUUGGUGACCGCUGCCGCUUCCUGCACGACGUGGGCCGCUACCUGGAGACCAAGCCUUCGGACCUGGGCCCCCGCUGUGUGCUUUUUGAGACCUUCGGCAGGUGCCCCUAUGGCGUGACCUGCCGCUUCGCCGGGGCCCAUUUGGGACCCGAAGGCCAGAACCUCGUGCGGGAAGAGCGGGUCCAGGUCCCGCCGGUCCGCAACGGCCUGGACAAGGCCCUGCAGCAGCAGCUGCGAAAGCGCAAGGUCCGCUUCGAGCGCGCCGAGCAGGCCCUCCACCAGCUGAGCAAGGGCCACCUGCCAGGCCCCUCCCCGGAGGCCGCGGUCCCCGACGUCUCGGGGGCUGAAGGUGCCCCUGGACAGGACAGCGGUGACACCCAGCAGGCCCUCCUGGAGCCAGACACUGAUGCCCCAGCCAGCGGCUCGGAGUGGACCUGUGGACCCCUGACAGAUGAGGAUAUAGUCCGGCUACGGCCUUGUGAGAAGAGAAAGCUGGACCUCAGCGGCAAGCUGUACCUGGCCCCCCUCACCACGUGUGGGAACCUGCCCUUCCGGCGGAUCUGCAAACGCUUCGGGGCUGACGUGACGUGUGGGGAGAUGGCUGUGUGCACCAACCUGCUGCAGGGCCAGACAUCUGAGUGGGCCCUGCUCAGACGCCACCCCUGUGAGGAUGUCUUUGGCGUGCAGCUUGAGGGCGCCUUCCCUGACACCAUGACCAAGUGCGCCGAGCUGCUCAACCGCACCGUGGACGUGGACUUCGUGGACAUCAACGUCGGGUGCCCCAUCGACCUCGUGUACAAGAAGGGCGGGGGCUGUGCCCUCAUGAACCGCACGGCCAAGUUCCAGCAGAUUGUCCGCGGCAUGAACCAGGUGCUGGACGUGCCGCUGACCGUGAAGAUCCGCACCGGCGUCCAGGAGCGCAUGAACCUGGCCCACCGCUUGCUCCCUGAGCUGCGGGACUGGGGCGCGGCCCUGGUCACGCCUGUCCCUCUUGAUGUCUCUGGGUCUCUCUCUCUGUGUCUGAUCCUCCGCCCCCGGACCGGCUCUCCCUCCCCGCGCAUGGCUUCUCCUUCAGCUCCACGGCCGCUCCCGGGAGCAGCGCUACACCAAGCUGGCCGACUGGGGGUACAUCGCGCAGUGUGUGACAGCAGCCAGCCCCAUGCCGCUGUUCGGUGGGUCCCCCGCCCCCGCCUGGGACCCUGCCCUCCCCGCGUGGGCAUUACUGGGCUGCCGGAAGCUCCCCCAGAGCUCCCGCCUGCCCCCGGCUCCCUGAGACCCCGCCUCUGUCCCUCAGGAAACGGGGACAUCUUGUCAUACGAGGAUGCCAACCGUGCCAUGCAGACUGGCGUCGCGGGGGUGAUGAUCGCUCGGGGUGCCCUGUUGAAGCCGUGGCUGUUCACGGAGAUCAAGGAGCAGCGGCACUGGGACAUCUCGUCGUCUGAGCGCAUGGCCAUCCUGCAGGACUUCACGCGUUACGGCCUGGAGCACUGGGGCUCGGACACGCAGGGCGUGGAGAAGACCCGCCGUUUCCUCCUCGAGUGGCUGUCCUUCCUGUGCCGGUACGUGCCCGUGGGCCUCCUGGAGCGGCUCCCACAGAGGAUCAACGAGCGGCCGCCCUACUACCUGGGCCGCGACUACCUGGAGACGCUCAUGGCCAGCCAGAAGGCAGCUGACUGGAUUCGGAUCAGUGAGAUGCUGCUGGGACCCGUGCCGCCCAACUUCGUCUUUCUGCCGAAGCAUAAGGCCAAUGCGUACAAGUAGCCACGGGCUGGGGAGGGCGUCGGAUGGCCCAGCGGGUCCCCCUGCUGCAUGAGAAGACAAUAAAUCUUAUUCUUUUAAAACCCAGGCCUUUCUGUGACCCCAAGGCUUCCCCGUCCCACUCUGGGGUUUUGUCUCAAUGCAGGGCUGACCCUCUCCCCAGCAUGCACUUGUCCUUUCUCAUUGACAAGAGUCUCCUAGUCGCCCCCAUGGGCCCAGCCCUGUGCUGGCCACCACGGCUCCCCAGAGCGGCUUUACCCACCAAGAAAGCGCUAGGCACUCACGAGGCAGGGGCCUUGGCCUACGCAGGUGUGGAUCAGGGCGGGCUACCUGG
Messenger RNA from Lontra canadensis (Northern American river otter), 2599 nucleotides. It is a transcript of the gene DUS3L, whose product is annotated as dihydrouridine synthase 3 like. Lineage: Eukaryota; Metazoa; Chordata; Mammalia; Carnivora; Mustelidae. Gene Ontology annotation, molecular function: RNA binding; metal ion binding; tRNA dihydrouridine synthase activity. The transcript is spliced from 12 exons. Gene Ontology annotation, biological process: tRNA processing. The record is from RefSeq and is a predicted model, not a curated record. The coding region runs from base 112 to 2268 and encodes 718 amino acids.